This is a messenger RNA of Teleopsis dalmanni, 5427 nucleotides long. RefSeq lists its product as uncharacterized. Gene Ontology annotation, biological process: receptor guanylyl cyclase signaling pathway; intracellular signal transduction; cGMP biosynthetic process. The record is from RefSeq and is a predicted model, not a curated record. Bases 1 to 4983 code for a protein of 1660 amino acids. The transcript has 13 exons. Lineage: Eukaryota; Metazoa; Arthropoda; Insecta; Diptera; Diopsidae. Gene Ontology annotation, molecular function: guanylate cyclase activity; ATP binding; peptide receptor activity.
AUGCAGUACAAUAGAAGAAGGAAAUCAACAAUAUUUCUCAUAGCCACAAUUUGUGCAUUACUUUUAUUUGGCUUUAAAAUCGCACGUACUGCGGCUGAGACGGAUCCAGUUACUCCCGACCAUGAUGCAAAUUUUGAUGAUAUAGCCAAAAUAGUAACAACAACGCCAACAAUAGAUACAACGAAUGAAGGUAGCACUACUAGCACCACAAACAGCAGUAGCACGACAAAUACCAACGCAGAAGUAACGCCAACUCCAGAUCCAUUGCACAAUACAAGCAGCAGCAGUGCUGUUAACUUGGCUGAGACAACAAUUGGCGGUGUUGAUAGUUCAACGACUUCUACAACAACGGAAUCGUCUGAAUUAUUACCAACAGCAACAACAACAGCGGCAGCUCCAGCUCCAGCAGCAGCACCAGCAGAAGCAGCAAUAAACUCAACUGACAAUAGCAACAAAUUGGAUGCUGCCAAUAGUGAGGUAUUCUAUACUCUGCUUAUCUACUUUCAGGAAUCAAGCAAUUUUCUUCCAUCGUUUGAAGCAAUUUCCUUUGCAGUGAAGAGCAUCGCAUCAAAACUUAAUUGGACACAACUUGACAUUUUUGUCGGCGAUGAAAAUUGGGGCUUACCCUUGGCCAUAGCUGCCAACCUACACAUACCACACAAAAUUCAAAUUGGCGGAGACGUACGUGACUUGCAUGCAGAUGACAAAAUCGGCAAAGCUAUUAUUAUUACGGCUGACAUGAAUGACGAUAGCACCUUGCAGCUACUGAGUAAACUGGAGUCUUUACAGCAUACAAAGGUGCUACUCAUCGAUGUCGUUGCCACUUCAUUUAAUGCCGAAAAUCGUUUCUAUAAGAAUUUGGCGCAUAUUAAAGCCAAUUCAGCUCUGAUGUCAAAUCUGUUACUGCUCACAAUUUUAAGCGAUAAAUAUCGUCACUUCCUCAAUGUGGCAUUUGAAGAUAAUGGCAUUGAAAUGGUGCAGAACUUCCGGCAGCUACGACUCUGGAAGGCGCUAAGUUCCGCCGCCAACGGAAGUAGUGAGAGUAAUGAAACGUAUCAAGAAUACCACACAAAUGCCAAUUGGCCCAUGCAUUUGGAUAGCUCAAUGACUAGGAUUUUGCAACAGUCCCACCACGGUUCUAAUAGUGCAACAUUGACGAUGGCACGUUUAUCUCAGUUACAUGAAUGUCCUCUUGCGAAUAUGCAUCCAACAAAUUUUGUAAAUAUUUGUCAAAAUUACGAGAGCAUUGCACAAAAAUGUGCUGCAUAUGCGCUUACCAAGAAUCUUAGCGCAAAUAGCUUCGCUACAACGGAAACGGAACAGGAAAUUGCCAGCGAAUUACGUAACAUUUUGGAGGAUAUUUGUCACUUGCACAAACCAACUCAGGCGUAUGACAAACAUCAGAAGCAACAAAUCGCAAUUUUACGCAACUUUAUAGACUUUUUCAAUUUUUACGAUUUUAUAAUUGCCAAUGUGUUACGUGCCACAAAUACAAGUCAGCGCGCCAGCAGCUCUGCACCACCGAAUGUCAGUUUGCAUUUGCCAAAAUAUGAUUUUAUUGUAUUGGAUGUGGUACGUGGUGGAAAUGAUAAUGGCGGUAUUGUAGAAAUUGAUGCGGUUACUGAAAUAUUGGAUGCUAUAAUGCAUAGUCAUGUGGAAAACUCGAAGCGGCAGCACAACAUACCCAACAACAGUAACAACGGUAGGAACGGUAAGGACGGUAACAAUGGCAACAAGUACCAUAAUGACACCAUCAAGUGGCGACCUCUGCUUAUAUUGGAACAGCAUGAAAUCAACUUAAACACUUACAUCACUCACUCCAUAUUGCCCGGCUACGACGACUGGCUACAAUUAAGCACCGCACAAUUGUGGCAGUGCGGUGCGAUCUGUUGGACUGUUGUUGCCAUUUGCGUGGGUAUUCUGCUCAUAAUUGUGGCAGCGAGCGUAGCUGCCGGCAUCGCAAUGAGAAAUUAUUUUCUACGGAAACGUUUAUCAAAGGGACCUAAUAAAAUUGUGCUAUCGCCCAGUGACUUUGUAUUUCCUGUGGACUCACGCAGGGUUGAUGAAGGUAUUGAAGCUAUGCUUUGUUGUUGGCUACAACAACUACAAGAAUUUGGAGGGCCUGAAGUUGAUAAACCAGACUUACUGAAAGGUUCAAUAGGUUCUUUAAAAAAUUUGGGUUUAAUAAUACCAGGCGCAGGAGGCACAACUACCACUGCUACAGCUACAGUAAAUGGUAAGAGUGCUACAGGUGCAGGAAGCUUAGCUAGACAUAAUCCCGCAUUGUUGGAUAUGCGCGCACGUUAUAAUGGUGAUUUGGUGCAAUUAAAGGAAAUACCAUUGAGUGGCUCCACAGAGCUAAAAUCGAAAGCCAUGGACUUACUUGUAAUGGCACAUGGACUACGACACGAAAACAUAAAUCCUCUAAUUGGUUGGCUUUCAGAUCCCAGUCGCACGGCAAUGGUGUUUGAUUACUGCUCGCGCGGUUCACUGCAAGAUGUGCUCAUCAUGGAUGAAAUUAAAUUAGAUUGGUCUUUUCGUUUGAGUCUACUGACUGACCUUGUACGCGGUAUGCGUUAUUUACACACCUCACCGCAGCGUGUGCAUGGUGCGCUCACAUCACGUAAUUGUGUCGUAGAUGCACGUUGGGUGCUUAAAAUAACCGACUAUGGAUUGUCGACUUUUUAUGAGGCUCAGGGCUUAACACCUCAACCGCGUACAGCAAAGGAACUGUUAUGGACAGCGCCUGAAUUGCUGCGCCAAAUGAAAUCACAUCAUCACCAUCAUAGCCGCGUAUCCGGCACACAAAUGGGUGACGUUUACUCGUUCGGCAUCAUUAUGCAAGAGGUUGUUGUACGCGGUGAACCGUAUUGCAUGCUAUCAUUAUCCGCCGAAGAGAUAAUAACAAAAAUUAAAAAACCGCCACCGCUUAUACGACCAUCCGUCUCAAAGGGCGCUGCACCGCCAGAGGCUAUUAACAUUAUGCGUCAAUGUUGGGCUGAACAACCAGAGAUGCGUCCGGACUUUAAUUCAGUUUAUGAGCGCUUUAAAAUGUUAAAUCAUGGACGAAAAGUGAAUUUUGUUGAUACAAUGUUUCAAAUGCUUGAGAAAUAUUCAAACAAUUUGGAAGAACUGAUAAGAGAGCGCACAGAGCAAUUGGAUAUCGAAAGGAAAAAGACUGAACAGCUGUUGAACAGAAUGUUACCGAGUUCCGUAGCAGAAAAGCUGAAAAUGGGACUAGCUGUGGAUCCGGAAGAAUUUUCUGAUGUAACAAUUUAUUUCAGUGAUAUCGUUGGUUUUACAACGAUUGCCGCACACUGCAGUCCCGUACAGGUUGUGGAUUUAUUAAAUGAUCUUUAUACGAUAUUCGAUGCAACAAUCAAUGCUUAUAAUGUUUAUAAGGUCGAAACAAUUGGGGAUGCAUAUAUGGUUGUAAGUGGCUUACCAGUUAAAAUACCCGAUCACGCCGAGCAAAUAGCAACGAUGGCUUUGGAUUUACUACAUCAAAGCGGUCGCUUUAAUGUAAAACACUUACCUGGUGUACCACUGCAACUACGCAUCGGCCUACAUACGGGCCCUUGCUGUGCAGGCGUUGUAGGUCUUACAAUGCCUAGGUAUUGCUUGUUCGGAGACACUGUUAAUACUGCAUCAAGAAUGGAGUCUACAGGCUCCUCUUGGCGCAUUCAUAUGUCUCAGGAAACGCGUGAUCGUCUCGAGGCACGUGGUGGUUAUGUUAUAGAACAACGUGGACUUAUCGAAAUUAAAGGCAAAGGUAUGAUGAACACAUUUUGGCUUCUAGGCAAGAAAGGUUUCGAUAAACCGUUACCCGCACCACCUCCAAUAGGCGAGUCACAUGGUUUGGAUGAAUCACUAAUACGCAAUUCGAUUAGACUUAAAGCACAAGCGAAUAAAUCACGAAACAGUACAAAUCCUUCUUCUAGCCAGUCAUCAUCACUAGCUGGAGAAUCUGUGGAGGUUAAAGUGGAAAUAACUCCACCAGCCAAUGUUGACAUCUGCUCAUCGAAUUUACCAAAUUCAUACUCUCUUGAUUCCACAUCUACUAACACAAUAAGUCCGAAUAUGACGCUAUGUCCGGAAUUUCCCAUGAAAACUCCAAGUGCUAGUCCACAAUCUCGUAAAUUAUCUGAACUAACACCUGAUAGUUUAUUGAAUCCAAAUAGCUUUAAUCGUUUACCUACCUCUGCUGGUGGUUCUUCAUCACGACUUUACAAAAAAAUUGAAGAAAUGAUGGAUUUGAGUUCACCAUAUAAUCACUACAAAUGUCUUAGUCCCAGCGAAAGUAAUCUUACACAAUUCUAUGAUGGAAAAUAUCUUUAUAGUGCGGGUGGUAGCAGUUCAGGUGGUGCCAGUACACAUAGCAGUACUGCAAAAUUUGACAGUAAGCCCGGUUCGAGCCGUUUACUGCGACGUCAAUUCAGCUUAGAUCGUGAUGAUACCCAAACAAAGUCAGAACAAUAUUCUCAAACUCAUCAAAACUCAUUGCAGGCAACACAUAUGAUUUCUAUAACAAAUAAAUCAGGUAUGUUAGACAUACCAAUACUACAUGAUACUGCGCGAAGUCCAAAGAAUACACAAACCCGUACACAUAAACAAAACUCAACAUCAAUCGCACAAGAUUUAGAGAAAAUCGAAGAAAUACCAUUAUCACCUGCUUCAUCACAGCAUCACAGCAGUUUGGAUAGUAAUCUCAAUCGUAGCCCACCUUCAACAGUGGAAGCACAAUCGCCACCACCUACUACUCAUAGUAUGCUCAUAACUUCACCACCAUUAUUAUCUGCGCCUACCUCGCCUGCGCCUUCGCGUUCACUGAAUGGUUUAGGAUUUACUGGUAGUACAACUACUGAUGCUUCCACAACUACUACCACCGGUUCUGCUACUUCCAAUAACACGACUUCCAUUGAUGAAAAUAAUAUGAAAAACACAGAGCUCACUUUGAAUGCAGAGGUUCUGCUGAGUAGAUAGGGCACAGUUUAAGGGGGUGUUGCGGUAGCUCAUAAAGAUAAAAUAAGAAAGCCAAAUUUAGAGAUAUGCAAAGGGGGUGUUUACAAAUUCAACAGAUAAUAAUACACAGGAUGACUAAGUAAAUACAAAAAGAACUUAAUAAGUGCUUAAUUAAACUUUUUAAAAGAGAAUGAAAGAUUAUCAAUUAAAACGGCAGUUGCUUUAUAAUUUAUAAGGUGACCUCACAGUUCAAAUAAUUUUAUUUAGCUAACUUUGGGAGAAGCAAGAAUAUUAAAAUCAAGUUAUUCAGAAAAAGCAGGGAAAUAUUUUCCAAGUAAGAUAUAAGAAGUUGGUUAGAAAAUUGGACAGUCCUGGGUAUCAAGAGAAUUUGCUUGACAAAAGAAAUGCAUUAUAUCUAAUAAGCAGUAAAGUAAAGUCGUUAAAAGUGAUUUCGAAAUAAAAAGU